UCCCUUCGCGAAUUUUUCCUAUGCAAGAAUUUGACAAUCGAAGUAGGGUCCGUUCCUCAAGAAUGGAACAAGACGAGAGCCUGUCCUGUGUGUGAUAUGGGUUUGGCUUUCCAGGUGUCUUUUCGUUCUCCCACUACUCCGCUCCGAGCCAUUAUCUUUGCAAUGUCUAUUGCUCUGGACCAUGGAGCCAUGCCCAUCGGUGGCUUGCUGGGCUUCGGCUUGUCGGGUUGCGUUAACAUGCAAUUCAUCGUGUACUGCCGGGUGUAUUUUUACGAGAGUUGGCGUACUAAGUCAUUGGUCAUUGUAAUAUGGCUGCUUGAUUUAUGCCAUUCCGCACUUGUGGCAAGCGCCCUCUGGGAUUCCAUCAUUGCGAGUGAUAGUGGCUUGGAUACACUUGACAUAAUCCCCUGGAGUAUUGGUCCUGCGAUAGAGCUUACUGCUAUGAUCACCUUCAUCGUCCAACUUGAGGUUGUGCAAAGUAAGAAGCUCACUGUAGUGAUUCCAAUUGUUGUGCUCUCUCUCGUUCGUUUAGGUAGGUACACUUUAUCAUGACUAGCAGUGAUUUAUCAAACAUUCACACUCGUGGUUCUUUCGAUAACGCACAUUCUUUAAACUUUUUCAGUCACAAUGAGUGAAAUGCUCAGAUUGC
Suillus plorans is the source of this 649-nucleotide messenger RNA. RefSeq lists its product as uncharacterized. NCBI's taxonomy places the organism in Eukaryota, Fungi, Basidiomycota, Agaricomycetes, Boletales, Suillaceae. The transcript has 12 exons. Bases 97 to 552 code for a protein of 151 amino acids. The record is from RefSeq and is a predicted model, not a curated record.